Ipomoea nil (Japanese morning glory) is the source of this 2168-nucleotide messenger RNA. Its product is annotated as protein SAND. The record is from RefSeq and is a predicted model, not a curated record. Gene Ontology annotation, biological process: vesicle-mediated transport; protein targeting to vacuole. The coding region runs from base 41 to 1945 and encodes 634 amino acids. Lineage: Eukaryota; Viridiplantae; Streptophyta; Magnoliopsida; Solanales; Convolvulaceae. The transcript is spliced from 14 exons.
GAGAGAGAGUGAAGAAGCCAUAAAAUAGUAUCUUCUCGCAAUGCUCUCCGAUUCGAAUUCAUCUUCGUCGCCGGCGGCUGCUGCUGCAUCAUCCGACAAUGAUGGAAAUAACGACUCUGAUCCCAACCCUAACCCUAACCCUUCCCCCAAUCUAAUCGAUCAGUCUCUGGAUGCUAUAGAGAAUCAACUAGCUUCCAUUUCAAUGUCUUACCCUGAAACGGAGUCAGAGACGGAUUUUGAUGCCUCUGGAACGUCGCAGUUGAAUGAGCUUGGAAAUGGAUCGUUUCAUGAUGAAAUAGAAACAGAAGACCCGGGUGCUGAGGAGGAGCCGAAUUUUGGGAAUUUUCUGGACGAAGCCAGCUCAUCCAGAGCUGGCAGCAGUACGUUGAUUUGGAGGAGCAAUUCCGAGGAGGUGGAUGAAGCGGAUGCGUUGCCAAGCCCAAGUAGCAGUGCUUAUGCGGGCGAGAGGGGGAGUAGUGUGUCCAGUAGCAGGGGCUCUGGAAUUGGGGAUGAGAUUUGCGAAGUCGGUAAUGGUGACUCCGGUGAUGGAGUUUCGGAGUCUAAUUUGCAGUGGGCUCCAGGAAAACGCCAUGGUGAUGAGGAUGAUGCUUCACUUUCUUGGAGAAAAAGGAAGAAGCACUUUUUUAUUUUGAGCCAUUCGGGAAAACCAAUAUAUUCUAGAUAUGGAGAUGAACACAAGUUAGCUGGAUUCUCUGCCACUUUGCAAGCCAUCAUCUCCUUUGUAGAAAAUGGAGGUGAUAGAGUUAAAUUGAUUAGAGCGGGGAAACACCAGGUGGCUUUUCUUGUCAAAGGACCUAUUUACUUAGUUUGCAUAAGCUGUACAGAGGAGCCUUACGAGUCACUAAGGGGACAACUGGAGCUGCUCUAUGGUCAGAUGAUUCUUAUUCUUACAAAAUCCGUGAAUAGAUGUUUUGAGAAGAACCCAAAAUUUGAUAUGACGCCAUUACUGGGAGGAACAGAUGUUGUUUUCUCUUCUCUGAUUCAUUCCUUCAAUUGGAACCCUGCAACCUUUCUUCAUGCGUACACAUGUCUCCCACUUGCUUAUGCAACAAGGCAAGCUGCUGGUGCAAUAUUGCAAGAUAUUGCGGAUUCUGGGGUCUUGUUUGCCAUAUUAAUGUGUAAACACAAGGUCAUUAGUCUUGUUGGUGCACAAAAAGCUUCACUGAACGCCGAUGAUAUGCUAUUACUCUCCAACUUUGUCAUGUCUUCUGAAUCAUUUAGAACUUCUGAAUGUUUUUCACCAAUUUGCCUGCCAAGAUACAAUCCCAUGGCAUUUUUAUAUGCAUAUGUGCAUUAUCUUGAUGCUCAGACAUACUUAAUGUUGCUUACUACAAAUUCAGACGCCUUUUUUCAUCUGAAAGACUGCAGGAUUCGUAUUGAACAGGUACUUUUGAAGUCCAAUGUACUAAGCGAAGUUCAAAGAUCGAUGGUAGAUGGUGGCAUGCGUGUUGAGGAUUUGCCUGUUGAUCCUGGUAUCCGCUCUGGAUCUGUAUCCCCUCAUCUGGGUCAGCCAAGACCAACAACAGGGCACACGGAAAAUAUUAGGGACGCAUUUUUCGGUACUGGAGGUCCUGCUGGGCUUUGGCAUUUCAUGUAUCGUAGUAUAUUUCUUGACCAGUAUGUGUCCUCAGAAUUUUCGUCGCCAAUAACUACCUCUAAACAGCAGAAAAGAUUGUAUAGAGCUUACCAAAAGCUUUACUCGUCAAUGCAUGACAAAGAAAUUGGGCCUCACAGAACUCAGUUUAGAAGGGACCAGAACUAUGUUCUUCUCUGUUGGGUUACACCGGAUUUUGAGCUUUAUGCGGCAUUUGAUCCUCUUGCAGACAAGGCUUUGGCAAUAAAGAUUUGCAAUCGCAUCUGUCAAUGGGUGAAGGAUGUCGAGAAUGAAAUUUUCUUGCUGGGAGCGAGCCCGUUUUCAUGGUAAUUCACCCAAAAUAUAUGUUUCUACAUGCAUUGUAGCAUUUUUUUUUUCUCCAAUAAAUUUCUGCCUUACUUUUUGAUAGGCACCAUAGUUUAUAUUAACCUCCUUAUCAUGGGAAUUGUAAUGUCUAAAUUUUGGAGUUAUUCAGUUUAAUAUAACUCUAGGGAUCAUAAUUUACAUGUAUCAGCUAUAUAUAUUCCAAUUCAGAAAAGUUGGAUACUUUACA